Messenger RNA from Brassica oleracea var. oleracea, 1203 nucleotides. RefSeq names its product probable CCR4-associated factor 1 homolog 11. The record is from RefSeq and is a predicted model, not a curated record. Lineage: Eukaryota; Viridiplantae; Streptophyta; Magnoliopsida; Brassicales; Brassicaceae. The transcript has a single exon. Bases 280 to 1092 code for a protein of 270 amino acids. Gene Ontology annotation, molecular function: poly(A)-specific ribonuclease activity; nucleic acid binding. Gene Ontology annotation, cellular component: CCR4-NOT core complex; P-body; CCR4-NOT complex.
AAUACAAUGAUUGGGGGAUACAAAAGCAGCCAGCUUGGACCGAGUCUAAACACAGAAGUUGCGUUUUGUAACAACAAACCGAGAGUCAAAGCGUCUCCACGACGCGUUUCUCACACUCCACCACCACUUCCUCCUCUCUUCACGUCUCUCCUUUCCUCGUAACUCUUCACUUCACUUUUCUUUUCCACGAAACACCUAUAUAAACCUCAAAAUCUGCACAUGUCAAAAUUAGAAAAAUAACAAAUCUAAAGACGAAGAAGAGACUUUGAAUCGAUAACGAUGAUCAAUCCUUCAGUGGUGGUUCGUGAGGUUUGGGCGGAUAAUCUAGAAUCUGAGUUCGAGCUCAUCAGCGGAAUCGUCGAAGACUAUCCGUUCAUCUCCAUGGAUACGGAGUUUCCCGGCGUGAUUUACAAGGCGGAUCUCCGCCGUCUAAACCCCGGUUACCUCUACAAGCUUCUCAAAUCCAACGUCGACGCUCUCAGCCUCAUCCAGGUCGGUCUCACUCUCUCCGACGCCGACGGAAACCUCCCCGAUCUCGGCGGCGGCGUCGGCGGGAGCCGAUUCAUCUGGGAGUUCAAUUUCCGCGACUUCGACGUGGACCGCGACCCCCACGCGCCGGACUCGAUCGAGCUCCUCCGCCGCCACGGGAUCGAUUUCGAGCGUAACCGCAGAGAAGGCGUCGAGUCGAGGAGGUUCGCGGAGCUGAUGGUGUCGUCGGGGCUGAUCUGCAACGAGUCGGUGAGCUGGGUGACGUUUCACAGCGCGUACGAUUUCGGUUACCUGGUGAAGAUCCUCACGCGCCGGGAGCUUCCGGGGUCGUUGGGGGAGUUUCUACGGCUGUUCAGGGCGUUUUUCGGGGAGAGAGUGUACGACGUGAAGCAUAUGAUGAGGUUUUGUGAGCGGAGGCUGUUUGGCGGUUUGGACCGGGUGGCUCGGUCGCUUGAGGUAAACCGGGAAGUUGGGAAAUGCCAUCAGGCCGGUUCGGAUAGCUUGCUGACGUGGCAGGCGUUUCGUAGGAUGAGGGAUUUGUAUUUUGUUGAGGAUGGGCCGGAGAAGCAUGCCGGGGUUUUGUACGGUUUAGAGGUUUUUUAAGAAGAGGGUUUUUGGGGUUUAUUAAACUAAUUAACUCAAUUUAAUCAAUUGCGGUUAAUUAUAUGGAGGGUUUAAUUAUACAGUAGAAAUUGAAAAUUAUUUUUAUUCAUA